Molecule: messenger RNA, 2325 nt
Organism: Arabidopsis lyrata subsp. lyrata
Lineage: Eukaryota; Viridiplantae; Streptophyta; Magnoliopsida; Brassicales; Brassicaceae
Product: cyclin-D1-1
Exons: 6
Coding region: 322-1464 (380 amino acids)
Biological process (GO): mitotic cell cycle phase transition; regulation of cyclin-dependent protein serine/threonine kinase activity
Cellular component (GO): cyclin-dependent protein kinase holoenzyme complex; nucleus; cytoplasm
Molecular function (GO): cyclin-dependent protein serine/threonine kinase regulator activity
Source: RefSeq, a predicted model, not a curated record
CCUGCCACGUAUUACGUAAUUACACCACUUCUCGUUCCUAACCUACGCGUUUCACUUUAGCGCAUGUUAGUAAAAAACAUAAACCAACAAAUAAAAAAACUCAAAAUUCAAAACCCAAUGAUCGGAUUCGGACCAUCCCCGUCUUGAUUCAUGGAACAGUGACAACAGUCCCGUUUUCUCGGGCAUAACGGAAACCGUAACCGUCUUCGGUCUUCUCUGUUUCAUUUGCAACAACACCACUUUUUUUUUUUUCUUUUUCUUUACUCAUUUAAAUAAAUAAAAAUAUUAAAAUCUCUGUUUCGUGUUUAUAUAUCCAAACAAAUGAAUGUCUUAAACCUUCACUCUUCUCUCCACACAAAUUCACAUUUCACUUCUCUCUUCUUCUCUCUUUUAGAUCUCACCGGUUUAUCUAGCUCCGGUUAUGGGGAGAGAAUGAGGAGUUACCGGUUUAGUAGUGAUUGUGUACUCAUGUCAGUUUCAUCCUCCGAUUUUUCUAACGAUAUGGAUUUGUUAUGCGGAGAAGAUUCCGGUGUGUUUUCCGGUGAGUCAACGGUUGAUUUCUCGUCUUCAGAGAUUGAUUCAUGGCCGGAUGAUUCUAUCGCUUGUUUUAUCGAAGACGAGCGUCACUUUGUUCCUGGACAUGAUUAUCUCUCUAGGUUCCAAACUCAAUCUCUCGAUGCUUCCGCUAGAGAAGACUCCGUCGCAUGGAUUCUCAAGGUACAAGAGUAUUAUAACUUUCAGCCUUUAACGGCGUACCUCGCCGUUAACUAUAUGGACCGGUUUCUUUACGCUCGUCGAUUACCGGAAACGAGUGGUUGGCCAAUGCAACUUUUAGCAGUGGCAUGCUUGUCUUUAGCUGCAAAGAUGGAGGAAAUUCUCGUUCCUUCUCUUUUCGAUUUUCAGGUUGCAGGAGUGAAGUAUAUAUUUGAAGCAAAAACGAUAAAGAGAAUGGAACUUCUUGUUCUAAGUGUGUUAGAUUGGAGACUAAGAUCCGUUACACCGUUUGAUUUCCUUAGCUUCUUUGCUUACAAGAUCGAUCCUUCGGGAACGUUUCUCGGGUUCUUUAUCUCCCAUGCUACAGAGAUUAUACUCUCCAACAUAAAAGAAGCGAGCUUUCUUGAGUACUGGCCAUCGAGUAUAGCUGCAGCUGCGAUUCUCUGUGUUGCCAAUGAGCUCCCUUCUCUGUCCUCUGUUGUAAAUCCCCACGAGAGCCCUGAGACUUGGUGUGAAGGAUUGAGCAAAGAGAAGAUAGUGAGAUGCUAUAGACUGAUGAAAGCGAUGGCGGUAGAGAAUAAUCGGUUAAAUACACCAAAAGUGAUAGCAAAGCUUCGAGUAAGCGUAAGGGCAGCAUCGAUGUUAACAAGGCCAAGUGAUGAAUCCUCUUUCUCAUCAUCAUCUCCUUGUAAAAGGAGGAAACUAAGUGGCUAUUCGUGGGUAGGUGAUCAAAAGUCUACCUCUAAUUAAAAUGUGGGGAGUGAGACUAGAGGACCAAGGAAACAAAAUCUAGGAAAAAAAAAACAUCUUCUGUUUAAGUAGAGUAUAUUUUUUAACAAGUACAUAAUAAUAAGGGGAGUGAUGAAGAAAAGAAGAUAAAAGUGGUUAUUGGGUGAGUUAAGUUAAAAUUAGAGUUUUCCAACCAAGGGGAAGGAAUAAGAGUUUUGGUUACAACUUUUAUGGAAAGUGUUAAAAUUGGGUUUUGGGGUUGGUUGGUUGGUUGGGAGAGACAAAGCUCAUCAUUAAUGGCUUUGCAGAUUCCCAAGAAAGCAAAAUGAGUGAGUGAGUGGUAACACACACGUGUUAGAGAAAAGAUAUGAUCAUGUGAGUGUGUGUGUGUGUGUGAGAGAGAGAGAAGAGCAUUUGCAUUAGAGUCCUCAUUCACAGGUACUGAUGGAUAAGACAGGGGAGCGUUUGCAAAAGAUUUGUGAGUGGAGAUUUUUCAGAGAGCUCUUUGUCUUAAUGGAUCGCAGCAGUUUAUGGGACCCUUCCUCAGCUUCAUCAAAACAAAAUCAAGUUGCGAAAUGCGAAGUAUAUAUAAUUUGUUUUUUGGAUUUUUAAGAUUUUUGAUUCCUUUGUGUGUGACUUCACGUGUCGGAGACGUGUAUCUCACGUGUUUGUUUUUUCUUUCUCUUCAAAUCUUUUAUUUUUGGCGGGAAAUUUUUGUGUUUUUGAUUUAUAUACGUAUUCGUGGACUCCAAAAUGAGUUUUGUCACGGUGCGUUUUUCGUAACGUAUGCAUGCGUGUAAGGUGUCACGUAUGUGUAUAUAUAUGAUUUUUUUUUUUUGGUUUCUUGAAAGGUUAAAUUUUAUAUAUAAACGUUUUUGAUUA